AUGUUAGAAGCCAAGAACACCCGCCGACAACACAAUAAUCUGGACGUUGAAUUGGCAUUGGCCAGUAUACGUCCUGUAAGGACUGAAUUGGACUUUACUGGAGCCCAUAAGGAGCCCGCACGUAAAAGACGAAAACACGGUCAAAAUAAACCGGUUUCUGACACACUCGGCGAACAAACAGGCAUAGAGGACCCAGUGGUACCCCAGGUAGCCGGUGUUAAGAGGAUACUGGACGCAAACGAUCGGCAAGAGCAGUUCUCCCAGAAUGCAGCGCAGGGAAAUGCCAAGGGUGAGCGGGCACCCGCUACGGGAAACCCAGAGCAGCUAACCCAGAGGAAAAAGAAGAAGCCGACGAAAAAGCCGUCUGAGGCCAACUGGGAGACGUUAACGAAAGAAAUAGGUGAUUUGAAGGCAUAA
This is a messenger RNA of Echinostoma caproni, 417 nucleotides long. The record is from the annotation of a GenBank genome assembly. NCBI's taxonomy places the organism in Eukaryota, Metazoa, Platyhelminthes, Trematoda, Plagiorchiida, Echinostomatidae.